AUGGCUCCUUUCCAGGCUCGUGGCGGCAGAGGCGGUGGCCGUGGUGGUUUCGGCGGUGACAGAGGAGGUCGCGGAGGUGGUCGCGGCGGACGCGGUGGCUUCGGCGACAGAGGCGGAAGGGGAGGUGGCAGAGGCGGCUUCGGUGCCCGCGGAGGCGGCCGUGGUGGUCCCCGUGGCGGCGCUGGUGGUCGCGGUCGUGGAGGUGUUGGCAAGCCUGGUGGUCGCGGCGGACCGCGCACAGCCAAUGGAAUGAAGGGAGGUGCCAAGGUCAUCGUCGAGCCUCACCGUCACGAGGGUAUCUUUGUCGUCCGCGGCAAGGAGGACGCCAUCGCAACCCGCAACAUCGUCCCCGGCGAGUCCGUCUACGGCGAGAAGCGCGUCUCCGUCGACGACGUUGCCCAGAACGAGGAUGGCACCACCACAACCACCAAGGUCGAGUACCGCGUCUGGAACCCCUUCCGCAGUAAGCUUGCUGCCGCAGUCAUCGGUGGUCUCGAGAAGAUGUACUUCGGCCCCGGCUCCAAGGUCCUCUACCUCGGUGGUGCUUCUGGUACUUCCGUCUCCCACGUUGCCGACAUUGUCGGUCCCACCGGCUUCGUCUACGCCGUCGAGUUCUCCCCCCGUUCCGGCCGUGACCUCAUUGGCAUGGCCGCGAAGCGCACCAACGUCGUCCCCAUCGUUGAGGACGCUCGCCAACCCCUCAAGUACCGCAUGCUCAUGCCCAUGGUCGACGCCAUCUUUGCCGACGUUGCCCAGCCCGACCAGGCCCGUAUCGUCGCCAUGAACGCCCACCAGUUCCUGAAGGUCGGCGGCGGCAUCCUCAUCUCCAUCAAGGCCAACUGUAUCGACAGUACCGCCCCCGCCGCCAAGGUCUUCGCCAUGGAGGUCGAGAAGCUGAGAGCGGAGCGCAUCGCACCCAAGGAGCAGCUUACGCUAGAACCCUUUGAGCGUGACCACUGCCUCGUCGCUGCCGAGUACAACCGCUACGCGAAAUAG
This is a messenger RNA of Colletotrichum gloeosporioides, 996 nucleotides long. RefSeq names its product rRNA 2'-O-methyltransferase fibrillarin. The coding region runs from base 1 to 996 and encodes 331 amino acids. Gene Ontology annotation, molecular function: histone H2AQ104 methyltransferase activity; RNA binding; rRNA methyltransferase activity. Lineage: Eukaryota; Fungi; Ascomycota; Sordariomycetes; Glomerellales; Glomerellaceae. The transcript has 4 exons. The record is from RefSeq and is a predicted model, not a curated record. Gene Ontology annotation, biological process: rRNA methylation; box C/D sno(s)RNA 3'-end processing. Gene Ontology annotation, cellular component: box C/D methylation guide snoRNP complex; nucleolus; small-subunit processome.